ACAUCAACCAAUCCCUGCCAUCCUGCAAUUUCCUCAUGCAUCAGCCUGGAGACACAGGGCAUUUCCUGCUGAACCUGAGCGUCUCCUCCAAGCCACAUCAGCCCCUCAAAAUCUUUCUUUCUGGGCCUUUCUCAUAAAUAAAUUCUUGGUAGAAGGCCGUUCCUCCCAGCAGAGCAGCUCCUCUGGCUGCCACAAGAGGCCAAGGCACUUGGCAGCAAUGCGGCUCCUUCACCAUCUCCCAGCUCUCCUAGCUUCCCUGACCUUGCUCCAUGUUGUAGCAUCUGCCAUAAGUGCACAGACCACAAGGACUGUUGCCAUCUCUGAUGCUGUGACCCAGGUCAAGGACCAAGUCAACAAGGCCUUCCUGGAUUCCCGGACCAGGCUGAAGACAGCCCUGAGCUCCAAGGCGCCUACCACCCGACAGCUGUCAGAGUACCUCAAGCAUGCCAAGGGCAGGACUCGCACGGCCAUCCGCAACGGGCAGGUGUGGGAGGAGUCGUUAAAGAAACUGACGAAGAAAGCGACCUUGACCAACGCUACAGACCCCAGUCUGGACUUGACUGCACUCUCUUGGGAGGUAGGCUGUGAGGUCCCGGUUCCUGUGGUGAGAUGCGACAAAAACAACCCUUACCGCACCAUUACGGGCGAGUGUAAUAAUAGGAGGAACCCCUCGCUGGGCGCCGCCAACAGGGCGCUGGCGCGCUGGUUGCCGGCUGAGUACGAAGACGGGCUCGCUCUGCCCUUUGGGUGGACGCCGGGGAAGAAGCGGAAUUGCUUCCCGAUCCCACUGGCCCGUGAAGUAUCGAACCAGAUUGUAAGCUACCUGAAUGAGGAGGGUGUUCUGGACCAAAACAGGUCCCUGCUCUUCAUGCAGUGGGGUCAAAUUGUGGACCAUGACCUGGACUUUGCCCCCGACACCGAGAUGGGGAGCAGCAAGCACUCCAAAGUGCAGUGUGACAAGUACUGUAUCCAGGGAGACAACUGCUUCCCCAUCACGAUCCCACCCGAUGACCCCAAGUUCAAGACUCAAGGGAAGUGCAUGCCUUUCUUCCGAGCCGGGUUUGUCUGCCCUACUCCACCUUACCAGUCCCUGGCCCGUGACCAGAUCAACGCUCUGACUUCCUUCCUGGAUGCCAGCUUCGUGUAUGGUCCUGAGCCCAGCCUCGCUAGCCGCCUCCGCAACCUCAGCAGCCCCCUGGGCCUCAUGGCCAUCAACCAGGAGGUCUGGGACCAUGGGCUGGCCUACCCGCCCUUUGAGAACAAGAAGCGGAGCCCCUGCGAGUUCAUCAACACCACUGCCCACGUGCCCUGCUUCCUGACGGGAGAUUCCCGAGCCAACGAGCAUAGCCUGCUGGCCGUUUCCCACACCCUCUUUCUCCGGGAGCACAACCGGCUGGCCAGAGAACUAAAGAUACUCAACCCUCAGUGGGAUGGAGAGAAGCUCUACCAAGAAGCCCGGAAAAUCCUGGGAGCCUUCGUGCAGAUUAUCACCUUUAGGGACUACCUACCCAUUGUGCUAGGGGUUGAGAUGCAGAAGUGGAUCCCUCCAUACCAAGGCUACAACAAGUCUGUGGAUCCCCGAAUUUCCAAUGUGUUUACCUUUGCCUUACGCUUCGGCCAUUUGGAGGUCCCCUCCACUGUGUCCCGCCUGGAUGAGAACUAUCAGCCACGGUGUCUAGAACCAGAGCUUCCCCUGCACACCCUCUUCUUCAACACCUGGAGGAUAGUCAAAGAUGGUGGAAUUGACCCUCUGGUGCGGGGCCUGCUGGCCAAGAAGUCCAAGUUGAUGAAUCAGGAUAAAAUGAUGACGGGGGAGCUGCGCAACAAGCUUUUCCAGCCCACUCACAAGAUCCACGGCUUUGACCUGGCUGCCAUCAACAUACAGCGUUGCCGAGACCAUGGGAUGCCUGGAUACAACUCCUGGAGAGGAUUCUGUGGCCUCUCACAGCCCCAGACACUGGAGGAGCUGACCGCUGUGCUGAAGAACGAGAUGCUAGCUAAGAAGUUAUUGGAUCUCUACGGGACCCCUGACAACAUUGACAUCUGGAUUGGGGGCAUCGCUGAGCCACUGGUAGAAAGAGGCGCGGUGGGGCCUCUUCUGGCCUGCCUCCUGGGGAAGCAGUUCCAGCAGAUUCGCGAUGGAGACAGGUUCUGGUGGGAGAACCGUGGGGUCUUCACUGAAAAGCAGCGGGACUCUCUACAGAAAAUGUCCUUUUCACGCUUUGUCUGUGACAACACCCGUAUCACCAAGGUCCCACUGAACCCAUUCCAGGUCAACAGCUAUCCCCAAGACUUUGUGAAUUGCUCAGCCAUUGAUGAGCUGGACCUCUCACCCUGGGCCUCAGUGGAGAAUUAGGGGCCCAUCACAUUGUGCAGUAAAGCGCCCUUUGGUCCACGAUGCCCUUUCAAGCAAGUUCAGUGAUCUGGUCCCUGAGACCUCCACACCCUGUCCCAGCCCCUCUUUUCAGGCAGACCUUGCUCCACUUGCCAGAUGCAUACCUCACGCAAGCCCAAGGCCAGCAUCUCAGCCUUUCCAGCCCUUUCACUUAAAAUCCACUGCUCCCACCCCAUCACCUCUACCUGUGGAAAUUUUGUUUCUGUCAUGACUUAGACCGGCUGCAACGCCCUUCCAAUCUAGCUUGCCAGAUGUCACCCAUCCUCUCCCUGGAACAAGUCUUGGCUGGGGCGGUGGCCUUUGUACCCUUCCCUCCUUUCCUCUCAAACUAGUGUGAGUUCCUUGAGCUAGGGACUUCAGUCUGCUUCCGAGUGUCUCCCCUGCCACCCAGCAAGGUGCUUAGCAUACAGUAAGUGCUCAAUAAACAUCUGCUGAUUGACUAAA
Messenger RNA from Rhinolophus ferrumequinum (greater horseshoe bat), 2839 nucleotides. It is a transcript of the gene LPO, whose product is annotated as lactoperoxidase. Gene Ontology annotation, biological process: response to oxidative stress. NCBI's taxonomy places the organism in Eukaryota, Metazoa, Chordata, Mammalia, Chiroptera, Rhinolophidae. Gene Ontology annotation, molecular function: heme binding; thiocyanate peroxidase activity. The record is from RefSeq and is a predicted model, not a curated record. The coding region runs from base 218 to 2356 and encodes 712 amino acids. The transcript is spliced from 13 exons.